This is a messenger RNA of Desarmillaria tabescens, 2023 nucleotides long. Its product is annotated as phenylacetyl-CoA ligase. Gene Ontology annotation, molecular function: CoA-ligase activity. Lineage: Eukaryota; Fungi; Basidiomycota; Agaricomycetes; Agaricales; Physalacriaceae. The coding region runs from base 227 to 1942 and encodes 571 amino acids. The record is from RefSeq and is a predicted model, not a curated record. The transcript is spliced from 18 exons.
GCUUGUAUUCCACUUCCAUCUAAAUCUGGGAAAAGGGCGGUAAUGGUGUGAGAGCUUAUUAAAUCCCACUGAUAGCUCUUGUCCCUGCAAGUUCUUCGGCCUUCGGAUCAAUUUCUCACAGUGGGAACUGAUCCUGAACCAUCAGUUCGCGCUGUUAAGACGGGCGUCGUUAUUUAGACGUGGAAGGCUCAGUGUCUUCAUCCCAUCCUUGGUUUCACUAAACAACAUGCCAGAUUUCUACUCGAAGGUUGGCAGGUUACCUUACGUACCGGACGACCUCACCAUCCCACAAUUCAUUCUUGAUCAUGCUCAUCCUAUACGACUAGAACGUCCUAAAGAUGUACCUUGGCUUGUUACUGAUAAGUCGGGCAGGAAGAUGCAUCUUGACGAGAUCCAACGACGAACUAAUGGCCUUGCGGUCGGUCUCAAGGAGAGGUUUUCCAUAGGCUCAAAUGAUCCGGUCCUUUUCUUUUCUACCAAUCACGUCGAUUAUCCUAUAUGCAUGUGGGCUGUACACCGUAUAUUGGGGAUAGUCACACCUUGCAACCCCUCGUUUACGGUUCCAGAGCUUGUGCAACACCUUCGCUUAUCAAAAUCUGGUCUCAUAAUCACCCAUGUCGACUUUCUGGAUACAGUUUGCGCAGCGGCUCGUGAAGUCGGUCUUUCCACGAAGCGCAUUAUCGUUCUUCUCGAUCAAGACUCUCAGACCGUGAACCAUACGGAAUUCGUAUCAGUGGACGAGCUCAUUGCGCAAGGCUGGAAGAGUCAUAACACGAUAGAAGAUGUGAAACUCGCACCGGGUGAAGGUAAAGAGAGGAUAGCCUUCUAUAGUUCAUCGAGUGGUACCACUGGAACGCCCAAGAUUGUUCAAAUAUCGCACUACGCGUUUAUAGCUAAUGUACUCCAAAUUGCAUCCCUCAAUAAGGUCAACGAAGAGUAUGAUGAUUGGGAGAAGCGCAGAUACAGGCCGGGUGAUGCGUGCUUAGCUGUUCUCCCCUUCUAUCAUAUCUAUGGCCUGGUGCUGAUCCUUCAUUUUAACAUUUUCUCUGCGAUGUCUGUGGUUGUGGUCCCAAAGUUCAACUUCAAUGAGAUGCUUCAAAGUAUUGUUAAAUAUCGCAUUGCCUCCCUGAUGGUAGUUCCUCCGCAAGUGGUCUUGUUAUGCAAGGAUCCCAUCGUCAGAAAGUUUGAUCUCUCAAGUGUUAGAGUCGUCUUAUGCGCUGCCGCUCCGCUUACAGCGGAACUCUAUGACCAGCUCGGCCAACUUCUGCCGAACGUAUACAUCGGCCAAGCUUAUGGUUCGACUGAAGCUACUGGUGUUGUAUCCAUGUGCCCUGUUCAGCAAAAAUGCGGCAUGUUUGGGGGAGUACUCGCGCCAGGUGUUGUCGGACGAGUGAUCAAAACAGACAGGAGUUUUGGAGACUACGACGAGGAAGGUGAAUUGUACAUCCGGACCCCGGCAGCUGCGACAGGUUAUCUUAACAAUGAUGCUGCAACUCGAGAAACAUUUGUUGAUGGAUGGAUCCGUUCGGGGGAUUUAGUGAAAGUUGACAAGAACCAUGAGGUCAUUUUUAUUGAUCGUUUGAAGGAGAUAAUCAAGGUUCGGGGAUUCCAAGUAGCUCCUGCUGAACUAGAGGGCUGCAUUUUGGACCAUCCUUUUGUUGGAGAUGCAUGUGUUGUUGGAAUUCCGCAUGCAUAUAGCGGAGAGGUUCCGUUAGCAUUUGUCGUUCUUACUAAGGAUGGGAUGAAUAGAGGCGAGAGGGACGGUGGUUUUGCAGCUGUUAAAUCGUCAAUUCAAAAGCAUGUUGCAGCAAAUAAGGCGUCGUUCAAGCAUCUGCAUCAGGUCGAAAUUACAGAUUUGAUUCCGAAAACUCCCAGUGGGAAAUUACUCAGGCGAAAGCUUCGUGAGAAGGCCCGGAACCUGGCUCAGAAUGCUAAACUUUAGUCAAGUAGACAUAACUACCCACUCGUGGUCUCUCGUAGACAGACUAUAAAAGAUACAUUGAAUAUGCGAGGGACGUCCGAA